Messenger RNA from Zingiber officinale, 2279 nucleotides. Its product is annotated as probable inactive receptor kinase At1g48480. The coding region runs from base 54 to 1907 and encodes 617 amino acids. Gene Ontology annotation, molecular function: protein kinase activity; ATP binding; protein binding. The record is from RefSeq and is a predicted model, not a curated record. The transcript is spliced from 2 exons. Gene Ontology annotation, biological process: protein phosphorylation. Lineage: Eukaryota; Viridiplantae; Streptophyta; Magnoliopsida; Zingiberales; Zingiberaceae.
GGCCCCGAGGACUACGCAAAAACCUGCUCUUCCAUCGUCACCCAGCCGCGUCAAUGGCUUCCGCCCCCCUCCUCCUUCUCUUAUCCGUCGCCGUUGUCGUCGCCUCCGCCGCCGAUCUCACCUCUGACCGCGCCGCCCUACUCGAUUUCCGCGCCGCCUUGUACGGCGCCACCAAUUGGUGGAACGUCUCCGAGGACUCUCCUUGCUCCUGGGACGGAGUCAGCUGCGAAGGCGGCCGCGUCACCGAGCUCCGCCUCCCAGGAUCUAGUCUCAAUGGUUCGAUCCCCUCGCGUACGAUCGGCAACCUCACCGCCCUCCGAGCCCUCAGCCUCCGCUACAACCACCUCUCCGGUACACUCCCUUCGGAUUUCUCCGCCCUCGUCUCCCUCCGCUACCUUUACUUGCAGAACAACCGGCUAUCUGGCGAUAUACCAUCCGUUUUAUUCAGCCUUCCUCAGCUAGUCUACCUCGAUCUCGCCGCGAACUCCCUCGCCGGCUCGAUUCCGGUGGGGUUCAACAACCUUACCGCCCUAGAGGUGCUGUUUCUUGAGCAAAACCGACUCUCCGGAGAGAUCCCUGACCUCCUUCUGUCGAGUCUCGUCCAGUUCAAUGUGUCCUUCAACCAACUUAAUGGGUCGAUCCCCGCGUGGCUCAGGGGCAUGCCGGCGAGCUCCUUCAUCGGGAACUCCCUCUGUGGAAGCCCUCUCGACCCCUGCCCCGCCGAAGGUGGCGGCGGAGGGAGCAAGCUUUCUGACGGCGCAAUCGCCGUGAUCGUUAUCGGUUCCGUCAUCGGCUUUGCCACUCUCCUCGUCCUCAUCAUCUUCCUCUUCUUUCGCAAGAAGAAGAAAAAGGGUUUUCCCGAGGAAAAGGAGGCGGAGAGGAGUCCAUCGGCGUCAGAGACGACGUUGAAAAUCGGGGUUCUGGAUGCCGAGGCCAGCAGUCUCCCAUCUCGUCCUCCUCCGCCGCCUCUGCCCGCAUUGGCUCGCCCAUUGAGCGGCGGCCGGACGCUCGUGUUCGUCGGGAACGUUCAGAGAAUAUAUGACCUGGAGGACUUGCUGCGGGCUUCCGCGGAGGUGCUCGGGAAGGGGACGACCAGCACAACCUACAAAGCUUUGCUGGAGACGGGGUUCGUGGUGGCAGUGAAGCGCCUCCACGACGCCAGCCUCCCCGAGAAGAACUUUCGGGAGAGGCUGGAGGCCAUCGCCGCCUUGGACCACCCAAACUUGGUGUCCCUCCAGGCUUACUACUACAGCAAAGACGAGAAGCUUUUGGUCUACGAGCACAUACCCGACGGAAGCCUCUCCUCCAUUCUCCACGGUAACAAAUCAUCCGGCCGCACUCCUCUGAACUGGGAGACAAGAUUAGAGAUUGCUCUAGGCGCGGCCCGGGGCAUCGAAUACAUCCAUUUCAAGGGCUCUGAGCUUUCUCAUGGCAACAUCAAGUCAUCCAACAUCAUCCUCUCCAAGUCGAACCAGGCCUAUGUCUCCGACGCCGGCUUAAACACUCUGUACUCCACCCCCAUGCCCAGCCAACGCUCCGGUGGCUACCGCGCGCCGGAGGUGACUGACGUCCGAAGGGUCUCCCAGAAGGCCGACGUGUACAGCUUUGGAGUGCUCCUCAUGGAAUUACUCAACGGGAAGCCCCCAACACAGUCCAGCAACGGCGACGAAUGCAUUGAUCUACCAAGACGGGUGAGAUCCGUGGCGAGGGAGAAUUGGAACUCAGAGGUGCUUGAUCCUGAACUGUUGAAGUUUCAGAACGUUGAGCAGGAAAUGGCGGAGCUAUUGGAGCUGGCAAUUGAUUGCACCGCCCCUUCACCACACGUCCGACCGUCGAUGUCUGAAGUUGCAGGCCGAAUCGAAAGGAUACACAUCCGUUCCAACUUGGGAGAUCAACAACAAGGUUAGCUUUCACUUCAAAUUGCAUAUAAUGAUCAUCCAAAAGGAUUGUCUACUCACUUUCUUCCAUGUAUGGACUGAAAUUCGAUGAUUUGCAGUUCAUCCUUGGAAGAACGAUCAUGCUUCUUUCACUUGCUAUAUUUCUGACAGAACUUUUCUUGUGUUGGUUAGCAGUUUGAUGCUGAGCAUGAGUAUAUUAUGUUUACAGUAUUUAAUGUUCUUUCAACUUGAGUUUAUUGAUUUAUUUGAGACUGUCAAUGACUUGUUCCAUUCAAUGGUUUGAAUGUAGCAAUGGAUCAUAUUUUAUCGAGUUUCAAAACUGUCUACAAGUUUGCAAAUGGAUGAUAAGAAUUCCUUCAUUUAUUAAGUCAAACUUUUAUA